GGACCAGAUGCACCCCUAUCACCGGACACUCGAGGGUUCGUUGAUCUAACCCGGAAUGUCUUAUCUAUCGCUUCAUGGUGUGUAGCAAGAGAGUGCGUGGUAUCUCAAACGCGUAUCUCGAAAAAGGAGAAAAAUGCGCAGGUGGCCGGCUCAACGCUCAGGUCAACAUGAAGAAGAAAUUUUUGAGUUGUCUGCGAAUGAGUUGACAACUGCUAGAUUUACUUUGGAUUCUCCAAAUCAUCACAAGCACCACUUGAGUAUACCAGACUGCCAGUCCACGGAGACUGUUAAACCUCAAACUCAGAUCCCAACUGUAGCACCCACGAAAAAUACACCUCCGCAUCCUAAACCCUCGACCAACAUGGCUUUGUUCACCCCCGGGCCUAUCGUCUCCCACGUUCUCAUGGUUCUCGUGGCCAUGUUGAAUAUUUGUAUUCUAUCUUACGAUGUGGAAUGAUCAACAACUUGAACUCGGCUAAGCCAUACCAAGAUUACUUCAAGUUAAACAGCGAU
Molecule: messenger RNA, 513 nt
Organism: Colletotrichum phormii
Lineage: Eukaryota; Fungi; Ascomycota; Sordariomycetes; Glomerellales; Glomerellaceae
Exons: 2
Coding region: 134-457 (107 amino acids)
Source: RefSeq, a predicted model, not a curated record